AUGUCUUCUGUUCAGCAUCUGAGAGAGUUUAUCAGCCAGCGACUAACUGCUGCCGCCGAAGAAAUAUUCUCAGAGUUUGAAAAAACCAUCGUCCAGUACGAGGACGAGAUCGAUCGUCAGCGCAGACUGCUGGAAGUCAGCUGGAAACCCCAAAUAACCCUGAAAACAGCAGUCAAGAAGGGACUAAGCAUGAAGUCUCUGGACCAACUACUCUUCCUGAGUCCACGGAAAAAUAUAGAUGUCACAGAAGCCACAGUAACAAUGUGGAAAUGGAAAGCUCUCCCUACACAAAAAGUCUGUGUAAUGCAGAUACGGGUCAAAAAGCUGUUUUCAUGUAAAAUAUGUGGGAAAGGAUUCUCUCAAAGUGGGGACUUGAGCACCCACAUGGCAACUCACACAGAGAACAAGCUGUAUCCCUGUAAAACAUGUGGGAAAGGUUUCAGACACAGCAGCACUUUGAACGCCCACAUCAGAACUCACACAGGUGAGAGGUCAUAUUCGUGUGAAACGUGUGGUAAAGGUUUUUCACAUAAGGGUAAUUUGACUGCCCAUAUUCGAAUCCACACAGGUGAGAAGCCAUAUUCUUGUGUCAUUUGUGCUAAAAGUUUUGCUCAAAGGAGUGUUUUAACAGUCCACAUGAGAACUCACACAGGGGAGAAACCGUAUUCCUGUGAAUUAUGUCACAAAAUCUUCAGGCAUAGGAGCACUCUAACCCUUCACAUGAGUACUCACAUCAUCUGCUCCGCAAUGUCUUCUGCUCAGCAUCUGAGAGAGUUUAUCAGCCAGCGACUAACUGCUGCCGCCGAGGAAAUAUUCUCAGAGUUAGAAAAAACCAUCGUCCAGUACGAGGACGAGAUCGAUCGUCAGCGCAGACUGCUGGAAUUCAGCUGGAAACCCCGAAAUACCCUGAACGCAGCAGACUUUGCUGUGUCGGAGAGCCAAAGCCAGGAGAACAGGCAUGAGGUCCCAGGGUCAGCUAGAAAUGCAGGUUUUUUCCACAGUUACAAUGUGAACAGUGCCACCGCCCCAAAGAGCCAGUGUGCAGCGGACACAGGGAAGAAAGCUGUGCAGUGUGACGUCUGCGGGAAAAGCUUUAAACAUAAGCACCAGAUCAAGACGCAUUACCGAAUCCACACAGGCGAGAAGCCAUAUUCCUGCCAGAUGUGUGGAGCGAGCUUUGCUCAGACUGGAAGCCUGUAUGUCCACAUGAGGACUCACACAGGGGAGUACUUUCAAUGCAGCACGUGUGGGAAGAAAUUUAAAGAGUUGUCCCACCUGAAAACGCACAAGAGAACUCACACUGGAGAAAAACCAUACUCAUGUCAAAUAUGUGGUAAAAGUUUCAGACAUAGUGGCACUCUGACGGUGCACAUGAGAACACACACAGACGAGAAGCCAUACACCUGUGAAAUGUGCGGAAAGGGCUUCAAUCAAAGCACCAACCUGUUAACGCACAUGAGGACUCACACGGGGGAAAAACCAUACUCUUGUCAAAUAUGCGGAAAAUGUUUCAGACACAGGGGAACUUUGACCGAUCACAUGAUAACUCACACAGAUGAGAAACCCUAUUCCUGUCAGAUAUGUGGGAGAAGUUUCAGACGCAGAGGCGCUUGGACUGAACACAUGGCAAUGUCUUCUGUUCAGCAUCUGAGAGAGUUUGUCAGCCAGCGACUAACUGCUGCCGCAGAAGAAAUAUUCUCAGAGUUUGAAAAAACCAUCGUCCAGUACGAGGACGAGAUCGAUCGUCAGCGCAGACUGCUGGAAGCCACAUGGAAACCCCGAGUUAUCCUGAAAGCAGCAGACUCCCAGCAGAGCCAGAACUUAGAGGAGCAGGAUGCUCUCUGUAGGCUGGAAAAGAUUUCCAGUCUGGACCAGGAGGAACCUGAACAGUCACAAAUGAAAGAGGAGCAGAUGGAGCCCUGCAUCAGCCGGGAAGAAGAGCAGCUGGUUAUCAAGCAGGAGUCUGACCCCUUUAUGGUGACUCCAUAUUUUCAGGAAACUAACUGCAGUGAAUCAGAAACAAACACAUCCCAGCUUCUUUUUCAGAGCUCUGCUGUGGCUGAGAGCCAAGAUCAUGAAGAGGAUCAGCACGAAGGCUCCAGAUCGGGGAGAAAUGAAGAGCCAGAGCUGGAUCCCUUUACUCACACUGAGAACCCUCCACAGAGUCUGUGUAAUAACGGCUCCGCUAAUAAGUCUGUGAAAUGCAACAUUUGUGGUAAAGAAAUCCGGUUUAAGUCUGGGCUGAAGAAGCACCACAGAAUCCACACCGGCGAGAAACCGUAUUCGUGUAAAACGUGCGGUAGAAGUUUCAAUCAAAGCAAUCAUUUGACUGUCCACAUGAGGGCUCACACGGGCGAGAGGCCGUUUGGCUGCCAGAUGUGCGGCAAACACUUUAGACGGAGCGAAACCCUGACGGUCCACACCAGAACCCACACCAGAGAGAAGUUGUACUCCUGUGAGAUCUGUGGGAAGAGCUUUGCCCAGAAUUGCACGCUGACUAUCCACAUGAGAAGCCACACAGGUGAGAAGCCAUACCCCUGCGACAUGUGUGGCAAACGCUUUAAGAGAAAAUACAACCUGCUGGUGCACACACGGACACACACAGGGGAGAAAGCUACUCCUGUGAGCUCUGUGGGAAGACAUUCUCUGUGA
Molecule: messenger RNA, 2652 nt
Organism: Menidia menidia (Atlantic silverside)
Lineage: Eukaryota; Metazoa; Chordata; Actinopteri; Atheriniformes; Atherinopsidae
Source: the annotation of a GenBank genome assembly